AUGGCAACUCCAAUGAAACGAAUAUGCUGCCAGGCAGCGCGGGAAGCGUCAAAAUACCGAUCUUCCUCUACGACUCGCACGUUCCUUGCAGAGAGCAGACAAUGCCAGAACACGCCGUCCCGAACGUUCACAAGCACUUCGACCGCAGCAUUCCCCCGAAGGAGGGGUGCGCCUCAAAACAACCGCCGCCAAGAUGAAGAGUCUUUCUUCGAGAAAGAGCACGAAGAAGUGCUGGAGGAUGAGCCCGAAAUCGACGGCCUCAUUAACGAAUCCGAAAUCUCCUCCACGGGAUACGCAGAACUCGAGCAACACCGCGAACUUCGCGAGAUGGUCCGGCUUGCAGCAUGGGAAAUGCCGCUGCUGAGCUCCCUCUCGAAACCCUACGAACAGCCAGACCCAAGCCGACUGCCACUACGAUGGCGAUAUACGACAUACUUCGGCGAGUCGCAUCCUGCGAGCAGGAAGGUGGUUGUGGAGUACAAGAUAGCAGAUUUGGCGCACCAGGGCUUGAAGCAAAAGCAUUUGGAUAAGCUGCGGAAGUUGGUUGGCGCGAGAUAUAAUCCUGAGACGGAUGUGGUCAAGAUGAGCUGCGAGAGCUUGGAGACGCAGGCGCAGAACAAAAGGUUCUUGGGAGAUACCAUUGAGAAGUUGAUCGCUGAGGCGAAGGACCCCAAGGCGGAUACUUUUGAGGAUGUACCUUUGGAUACGAGGCACCACAAGUUCAAGCCGGUCUUCAGGUUCCCUGAGGAGUGGAAGUUGACGCAGGAGAGGAGGGUAGAACUUGAGGCGAGGCGGAGGACAUUACUGUUGGAGGAAGGUCAGCGUGUGGAGGAGAACAGAAUAGUGUCAGGUAUGGCGGCGAUUGAAGCCGAGAGGCAGUUAAGGUUGAAGCGAGUCGAGGAGCCAGUCAUGGUGGAGGCGAGGCAGCCAUUGGCAAGAGGCAAGCAAGGUCGGAAGGAGAUGGGGCAGACAGCGGGUGCACAGAGAUAUUGA
Molecule: messenger RNA, 993 nt
Organism: Zasmidium cellare ATCC 36951
Lineage: Eukaryota; Fungi; Ascomycota; Dothideomycetes; Mycosphaerellales; Mycosphaerellaceae
Exons: 1
Coding region: 1-993 (330 amino acids)
Biological process (GO): mitochondrial translation
Cellular component (GO): mitochondrial small ribosomal subunit
Molecular function (GO): structural constituent of ribosome
Source: RefSeq, a predicted model, not a curated record